AGUUAAGUCUUCAGUCAUGGGACGCAAGAAGAUUAACAUUCAAAGAAUCAAUGAUGAGCGCAACAGGCAGGUGACGUUUACGAAACGUAAAUUUGGAUUGAUGAAGAAAGCUUAUGAGCUGAGUGUAUUGUGUGAAUGUGAGAUCGCUCUUAUCAUAUUCAAUUCCAACAACAAACUGCACCAGUACGCCAGCACCGACAUGGACAAGAUACUUCUCAAGUACACGGAGUAUAGUGCCCACGAGAGCCGAACAAACGGAGACAUCAUCGAGAUGAUAAACAGAAGGGAAUUGAAAGGAGAACGCUCUCCCGAUGAUAACGAUCAGAGCCACUACGUUAUCACACCAAAUACCGAACUACAGUACAACCAAAUCAACAAAGAGUUUGAGAAGAUGAUUGGCUGUCAAACUCCUCAGACAGGCACCUCGAUGCUGUCGUCCGGUCUUCACCUGGUCCAGACCCCUGCUCCCCCUCACCUCUCUCCUAAAAACAUCGACCACCGUAACCGUCAAGAGACAGGAUCCCCAGAUGGAGGGAGCAUGCACAACCUCACCUCUCAGUCUCGCUACCUCAAUCAGACUGGCAGUCCGGUUAAAAGUCCCAUCUCUAGACCGGCUAGCGCUCCACCUAAACCUAACCCUAACAAUAACCUUGUCAUGGCCAACAAGCACGCUCCUCAGCCUCUCCGGAGUCAGGAGAAUUCGCUGUCGCCCAGCACAAUGAACAUUAACGCUACUCUUGCUCAAAACAACACUUAUGGUAGUGUCCACUUUCCACCGGAUUACCACAACAUACAGCAGCAGCAAAGUAACGAGAUGCACAACAUCCCAUUCUCCUCUCCUCAACAGCACUACCAUGACCCCUGGCACGGUUCUAGUACUCAACAGCAUACCGUCCAAGCUAACAGACACGACACUAUCAACGGGAAGCUGUCCACACACGACACGGGGGAAACGGACUCGAGCGAGGACGACGACAACAACAACUUCAACAACCCCCACAACAUGCUGUGUCCUCCGGAGAUGACGAGAAUCUUUAAAAACGAGCCGAUAGACCCCAUUGAACAGGAUCAGAAACGGAUCCGCUUUACUUAGCGGCGUCGCAGUAAGCCUGGACAGGGACAGGCUAUAGAAUACGUGCUCGUUCCGCGAUGCAGAAUGAUAAUGUGAAGAAGCAGGCUUUAUUUUUUGGAGUCGGGAGAAAGAGAGAAAGAAAAGAAUUAUCAUUCAUCACACAUUACAUAUUGUCCCCGUGAUAUUCACACUUACACAUGAUUGUACUCGUUGCAAGACAACAAGCACACUCUUGAUGAGCGAAGGUGAUCAACAAAUGUUCGAAUUUUUAAAACAUCCUCCCUGAUAAACGUUUACAAAACUUUAAUGUUUUUAUUGAUUAUACAGAUGCUGGUGAAGGAUUAAAUUAUUUGCCCCGAAACGUUUGGUAAACUGUAUGGUACUAGAAUAUAAUUUGGGUGUACAGUGAUGUGCAAAUUUAUCGGGGCAAGGCCCUCUUCAAUUCUUGAUGUCUCGUUUAAAUGUGUUUAUAUAGAUUAAUUCAUUCUAUUGUUAAACUGCUAUUCUUAGCAUGAUGAUACUUGAGAGCUAUGAUACGAUUGAUUGAUCGUUAGGUUUCAAAAUAUAAUUUACAGAAUAUGUGCAGAUCUAUGCAUAUAGUUUAAUGGAAUGAUUUAUUAACUGUUUUUUAUGAAGAAAAAUAACUUACAUAAUAUUUAAGACUGAUUUUGAUGCUGGAUUUGAAAAGAUUGGAAAUCUUGAUUUGUAGAAAGUUCACAGCAAUGGAUACCGCAAUUUUGCGUCGGGGUUUAAAUCAAAUGGAAACCAAAUUGAACUAGCAUGCUGGAGCUUCGAGUACAUGAUCAAGAUUCCCAAACCGAUUCGAUUGUGAUUAUAUAUUAUAAGAAACCCUUAAGCAAAAGCUAGGACAAGUAAAUUUCGAUACUUAAACAUCGAGAUUUCGGUUUAUUAUCACACCGACAAGAAAUAUACGGCAUGUGAUUUGAGUGAUUAUGAAUGGCUCCCUGCGCUGAUCCAAGUUAGAAACUUAGCGCCUAGACAGGCUCACCUCGAUUUCCGUGGUGUAAUGGCGAAGCAGAUCGUAUCAUAGUGAUCAAUUUCAAUUCCGCCAAUCGUAGAUUGACCACGACUGUUAAGUCUGUCUAGGCGUUAAGUCGGCCGGUUUAAUCGCACAGAGUUAUAUUAUUGGGUUAUAUUGUAUUUUCUGUCACAAUGAGUUUUGCCAUGUAUGUAAACUAUCUCUUUUCGGGUGUGUAAUCUGGAAUAUUUUCCGGAUGUAAAGCCCUGGCUGAUCCGUCUUUAUGUCCGUGUUAUGUGUACAAGAUGCGAACUACAUAUGAUGCUGGCCGUGAGAGAGAGAAGAAAGAUCUUGACAUAAUUAUACCUUGUGUUAAAGAAAUUAUUUUUAACAUUUUGUAAAA
Molecule: messenger RNA, 2454 nt
Organism: Bolinopsis microptera
Lineage: Eukaryota; Metazoa; Ctenophora; Tentaculata; Lobata; Bolinopsidae
Product: myocyte-specific enhancer factor 2C-like
Biological process (GO): positive regulation of transcription by RNA polymerase II
Molecular function (GO): RNA polymerase II cis-regulatory region sequence-specific DNA binding; protein dimerization activity; DNA-binding transcription factor activity, RNA polymerase II-specific
Source: RefSeq, a predicted model, not a curated record